AUGGAAAUCGACAAGCUCGCAGCAGGCAUCAAGAUUCUCAUGACCGGAACUGAGCUGCUAAUUUCCCUCAGCGACGGCGACCUCAUGGCAAGCCCAAUCAGCCCCCCGCCAGGAACCCCUCGCAUCUCAAUACGACUCCGCGAGCUCCCCGACUCCCUCUCCACCCGUAUCUUCGUCUUUGAAGACCCCAAAGCUCUGGAAGAAUACUUCAAUUCCAAUCCCACCCAUCCAAAAGCGACCCAUCUCCGUCUCGUCCCCAUGCAUCGAUUUAUCGAUGGUCCAUUCCCGAGUGUGAGCUCCACCGGAGCAUCGAGUUCAGGAUGGACUCGCCAGUCACUCAACCAGCCGGCCGAGGUACGCGAAUUCUACCAAGCCAUGCCAUUCCCUUACCCGAGUCUUGAGUUCGUUUCUAUCGAUCACAUCACAUACCCCGAGGGGCUGGAAUUUAUCACGCUCAUUGCGGAUUGGAGGGCUGCUUGUCGGGCUGUCCCAAGAGGACAUAUGGUGCAGGAGAUUACUUUUGAUUUGAAUGGGUCGAAGAAGCUCAAUUCGAGCUAUGUCUCCCGUGUGGUGCAGCUGGUAAGCACUGUUUUUGCGGUCAAGGCGGGUGGUCCCUUUCACAGUCGACUUCGGGGUGAUGAAGCAUAUCCGUUCAGAGAUCGUGUGAUGGGGGCUUUGGCGCGAAAUGGGGGUUCCGGGCUGAGGAAUGAGGGUCGACGAUUUGAUAUCCCGUAUUGCAUGUUAGGGUUUGGAGGGGGUGAUAUGCUUGGCUGUGAAGGUUGA
Molecule: messenger RNA, 783 nt
Organism: Penicillium coprophilum
Lineage: Eukaryota; Fungi; Ascomycota; Eurotiomycetes; Eurotiales; Aspergillaceae
Exons: 1
Coding region: 1-783 (260 amino acids)
Source: RefSeq, a predicted model, not a curated record